Messenger RNA from Stegostoma tigrinum, 5063 nucleotides. It is a transcript of the gene tmprss5, whose product is annotated as transmembrane serine protease 5. Gene Ontology annotation, biological process: proteolysis. Gene Ontology annotation, cellular component: membrane. Bases 885 to 2528 code for a protein of 547 amino acids. NCBI's taxonomy places the organism in Eukaryota, Metazoa, Chordata, Chondrichthyes, Orectolobiformes, Stegostomatidae. Gene Ontology annotation, molecular function: serine-type endopeptidase activity. The record is from RefSeq and is a predicted model, not a curated record. The transcript has 13 exons.
AAUAUUACGUGUUCCUUUGGUCCCAUUACCUAAAAAAAGAUGGACCUACCAUAAAGAGACUUGGCCAAAGCUUCAUCCGACUGAUUCCUGAUGUGGCAAGUUUGUGCUUUGAGGAGGGAUUGAGGAGACCGGCCCUGCAUUCUUUAGUGUUUCAAAGAAUGAGAAGUGAUCUGGUUGAAACUUACAAAUGUUCUUAAUGAGCUUGAUGCAGAAAUAAUUCUUCCCCUGGUUCAGGGGUCUUGUACCAGGAGGUACAGCCUCCAAAUACAGGCCAUUUAUGACUGAGAUGAGGAGAAAUUUUGUCUUCAAGCAGGUUGAGAGCCUUUGCAAUUCUCUCCAACAGAGGGCUGUGGAAACUCAGUCAAUAAUAUCUUCAAGGGUUUCUAGAUACAAAUGGCAUUAAGGUAUAUGAGGAUAACACAGGAAAGUGGCAAUAAGGUAAAUGAUCAGCCAUGAACUAGAAUGGUGAAGCAAGAUCAAGGGACCAAAUGGCCUACCUUCAUUCCUAGCUUUCAAACCUUAAUCUAUUCAAUUGCACCACUAAAUGCUAUAGUGGGAAUUAAACCCAAAUCCCCAAACCUGUAAUCUGGGACUCUGGGUUACUGGCCCAGUGACAGUGGUGAGAGCAACCUGCUUCGUUUAAAAACAAAUUUACUUGUUGCCCAGCAACAGUUCAAAUAUAUUUAUGGAAUUUGUCUGCAGCAGUGACAUUGAACAACUAGUUUUACAGGCUGACUAACUUUUGCGAUCACUAUAUUAAAGCAGAGCUCAUCUGACUGCAGCAUCUCUCAGUGUGUCAUCGAACUGUGCACUUAGUCUAAAACUAAGCUCUGAAACACGAGAGACUGACGGUCAUGAGUCGUAUAUGCUGAAAACCUUCAAUUAUGAAUUUGAACGUUGAACCUUCCAAGACUGCGCGACCUGCUGAACCCCAGGCAGAGAGUGUACCCUUAAUAAAAGCAACAGCAUCUGAAUCAUCACCAGCACAGAUUUCAGAAGACCACACUCCGAGCUCUAAAUACAUUGAACUCCAGGCACUGGGUAUGCCCAUUUUAGCAGAAACAAGAUUGGAAGCAUCGCCUCUGCUAUCAGCACAAGACCCCAGCCUGGGAUCUGAAUUGACGGUGCCAGCACCUCAGGAUGACUCUUCUCUCACAACAAAACCAACUGAGCCCCAAACUGCACCCUUGUUAGAAACAUCAGUAGCAGAGGGCCCCUCAGAAUCUGUACGUCACAGGCGUUGGCGCAGGAGACUCAGACCCCGCCGACGACCACCGCGUGCAUCUAAGAGGAUCCUGGUUCUUCUCUGUGCAGUCACCAUUUUCUCUGCAAUUGUAGUUGGAAUAUACUUUGUAGUGAAGCAUUUGGAGAGGCCAAUUGAGAAUAAAAACUCCAUACCUACCGGAGGUAAUGCACCCACAACUGUCUGCAACAGAACAGACGCAUACGAUAGCAGUGCAACGUCAAGCCCAGUCUCUUUCAGAAUUAAUACUGAGAACUCUCUACUGGAGAUAUAUCACGAGUCGAAGCAGGCCUGGCUUCCCGUGUGUGAUGCGAGUUGGAACUCCUCGCUGGGUCAACUGAUGUGCAGAUACAUGGGACGUGUUAAGUACCUGAAUUCCAGUAUUGCAAGUGUGAGUGAGAUUGGACCCAACUACACACAAGGAUUUGCUGAAAUCACUGAUGCAUACAACAGAAAUUUAGAGGAGAUCUGGAGGUACAGGGCUAGCUGUGCAUCUGGAAAGGUAAUAAAACUGAAAUGCUCUGACUGUGGGGAGAAGCAUGACUUUUCCAUGAUCGUUGGGGGACAUGAAGCCGAAAUGGGGAGCUGGCCCUGGCAGGUCACAUUGUACAAUAAAUACCAACAUAUGUGUGGAGGCUCCAUCAUUAACCGAUACUGGAUCAUAACUGCAGCACACUGUGUAUACAGGUCACCCCAUCCCUACAGCUGGUUGGUGUACGCUGGCAUUCUGGAUAGGCAGGUCAUUCUGUUCAGCAGUGUCACCAGCUACUCAGUCGAGAAAAUCAUUUACAACGAGAACUAUGAUGACGACACACAUGACUCUGACAUCGCCCUCAUGAAGCUAAAAAAGCCAGUGGAGUUUUCAAAUACAGUGAGAUCAGUUUGCCUGCCACCAUACAAUCAACAGUUCAUACCAGGUAGACAGUGCUGGAUAACUGGCUGGGGCCAUGCAAAAAUAGAUGCUUAUCAAACAGAAAAUACUUUAAAGGAAGCUUCUGUCCCACUCAUUAGCACCAAGAUGUGUAACAGCAGCUGCAUGUACAACGGUGCCAUUUCUUCCAGAAUGUUCUGCGCAGGUUAUAAGGCGGGUAAAGUUGAUGCAUGCCAGGGGGACAGUGGUGGCCCUUUGGUCUGUGAGAAUAUCCAAGCGUGGCAUUUGACCGGAGUAGUGAGCUGGGGCAUUGGCUGUGCUGAAGCCAAUCACCCGGGAGUUUACACAAAAGUGUCCGAAUUCCUGGACUGGAUAUACAGCACCAUUGAGCGCUUCGAUACAUCCGCCUCUUAAAAAAAUUCUCAAGUCUUCUAAACAACGAUGAAGAAGUUAAUGUAUAGAAGAAGACCAGCCAGUGACUCAGAGAGAGCUGAAGGACUCACACAAAUGCUGUUUCCUGACUUUAGAUUUGGAAAAAUUGUGUGGGUUAUUUUCUUACUAUGAGAAAAAUAAGAAACAAAAUAUGACCCUAGGCUCACUGAGUGAGUUAAUUUGUGUGUAAGUUUUUGUUUAAAAUGUGCCCAGUAAUCUGGUUUUCCCAUAAUGGGACAUUAGAGUACACAAUGCAGUCAGUUAUAGCCUCUAUGACGAUAUCCUUUCAAAGAAAACUGUUCUUCACACAACUGAAAGCCAUUAAAUGAAUAAGGUUUGAUACAUAUUAGCUGCUUGAGUCUGAACACUUUGACAUUCACCUCAUUAAAAAUUGGAAAUUAAAAGACAGUUUUGCAAACUUCAUAAAUCUACUGUUUGAGAUUCGUUCUCCAUUUCCAGCAGAGGUUUUGGGAAAUGUUGUGGGCAAGGCGCAUGCAGCAUGGCCAUCCUUAACAGUUACUUGACAAUGUGAAAUUACUCUAAUUGGUAUUGUUAACAAAAACCCUGGCUUUAAGUACCUUGGAACUUUCUUGUGGGCAUUUCACUUUCUUCACAUGUACCACAGCAAAGAGUUCAUGCUCCAGAAGUCUGGUGACCAAGCAUUGUGUUUUUAACCCCACUGAGGAUAGAAAACAUGGAGCAUAUUAAACCUAUAUCCAAUGGAGUUUAAAAGAACAAGAUCUGAUUUUAUAGGAACAUAUGAGAUCUUGAGGGAACUGGAUUGAGUCGGUAUCCAGGAUAUGUUGCCUUUUGGGGAAAAACCGAAAUUCAAGAACAUAAUUUAAGAUUAUAAGGUCUUCCUUUGAAGCCAAAGAUUAGGUGAUCUAUUUUUCUCUAAAAGGGACAUCUGGUAGCCAUCUGAUCACACAAUAGAUGUACAGGCCUUUUGUGCAUCCCUGAUUUUUCAGAACUUCACUAUUGGUGACCAUACCAUCAGAUACAGAGGUUAAUGUUCUCUAUCUCCAAAUUUAUCUCUCUCUACCUCUUGUUCCUCUUUUCAAAUGCUCAUUUUUUUUGCCCAAGAUUUUGAUCACCAGAUCUAAUAACUUUACAAGAACUCUCUGGAAGGCAAUGGAUAUGGAGUCAGUGAAUAAUAUUAAGACAGAAUUAGUUACAUUCUUGACAGACAUGGGAAUCAAAGGGAGAUGGGUAUGUGGAAAUUAAAAGACAGUUUUGCAAACUUCAUAAAUCUACGGUUUGAGAUUCGUUCUCCAUUUCCAGCAGAGGUUUUGGGGAAUGUUGUGGGCAAGUGACAUUAUUGAAUAGAAUCAGCUGUGACCUUAUUGAAUGGAAGGGCACGCUCAAGGAAACCAAAGGCUUGCUACUGCUCCCUUUUCAUAUGUUCUUAGCCCAAUGUCAAUUUUCAUGUGAUUAUGUUCCUGUCACAUUUUAAUAUGUUAAAGAUUUUCUAUUGAUUAAAAAUACGUGUGAUAACUGUAGUCAAUAACAAUUUAAUUACUAUUCAUAGUAAUGGACAGCACAGUGGCUCAGUGGUUAGCACUGCUUCCUCAGAGUGCCAGGGACCCAGGUUUGAUUCCACCCUCAGGCGACUGUCUGUGUAGAGUUUGCGCAUUCUCCCCGUGUCUGCAUGGAUUUCCUCCCACAGCCCAAAGUUGUGCAGGCUAGGUGGAUUGGCCAUGCUAAAUUGCCCAUAGUGUUGAAGGAUGUGUAGAUCAGGUGGGGUAUAGGGUCUGGGUGGGAAGCUCUGAGGGCUGGUGUGGACAUGUUGGGCUGAAGGGCCUGUUUCCAUGCUGUAGAGAUUCUAUGAUGUGUAUUUAGAGCUUGAACUUGCUGCUUAUGAGGAGGAUAAAGGACACAUGAUCAUUAGUUUCUGAAGGAGGGUGGAUGAGCACCAGACUAAAUAUAAACAUGCAGGGCCACAGAAUGUGACUGACCGUUGAGCUCUUCAAAGAGUUAGUAUGGACUGGAUGGACCAAAUGGCAACCUUCCAUGUUUGUGAUGACUCUAUGACUCCAUAAAAACAUAAAUUGUUAAAAAGGUCAUGAGAGCUGUCAACGAACUUGAUACUAAAAAAUACAGAAUUUUGUCAUAAAUGCCAGAAAAAGUGUUGAGAACACAUUCAUGUAAAAAUUUGAAAAUGUACAUAUCUACCUGUUGAUGGUGCUGCCAAUUACUAAAUCAAUAGGCCCGCUGUCCAGUUGAUGAUGUACCUCCCAGUUAAUGGCACAAAUUUAUUAAAUGCCACCCUCUAAGCAUUACCUCCUCUCUACCUCUUGCUCCUCUCUCAAAAUGCUCCAUUAAACUGUUUUGCCCAAAUUUCUGGGUACUAGCACUGAGCUUCCUUGUUGGAACUCUCCCUUGAAUGGCUAUGGAAUCAGGGCCAUUGAGUAAUUUUAAAACAGAGGGGAAUAGAUUCCUAUUUGUAAAGGUUAUUGGGAGUAAAUGGGAAUGUGGAAUUUGAAGCACAAAAAACUUCUAUUUCCCUGAUUGAACUGU